Molecule: messenger RNA, 2399 nt
Organism: Sesamum indicum (sesame)
Lineage: Eukaryota; Viridiplantae; Streptophyta; Magnoliopsida; Lamiales; Pedaliaceae
Product: beta-xylosidase/alpha-L-arabinofuranosidase 2-like
Biological process (GO): xylan catabolic process; arabinan catabolic process
Cellular component (GO): apoplast
Molecular function (GO): xylan 1,4-beta-xylosidase activity; alpha-L-arabinofuranosidase activity
Source: RefSeq, a predicted model, not a curated record
ACUUUUCUUUUCUUCCUUUUUCUCUUCAUUUCAAUUCAAUGGCUCCUUUAAAACAUUCUCUUCUCAUCUGCCUCACCGUGCUCUGCAUCAUUCUGCUACAUUCGGGGCCCGUUUUUGCUCAGCAAAAACCCGUUUUCGCCUGCGACGUGACGGACAAUCCAGGGCUGAAGAAUUUCAGAUUCUGUGAUCUGUCACUGGGCCUGAAAACCCGAGUUGAUGAUCUGGUGAGCAGGCUGACAUUGCAGGAGAAAAUCGGGUGGCUCGUCAGUGGUUCAGAGGGAGUUAGCAGGCUUGGAAUUCCGGACUACCAGUGGUGGUCUGAGGCUUUACAUGGAGUCUCCUACGGCGGGCCUGGAACCAAGUUUUCCAGCCCCAUCCCGGCUGCUACUAUCUUUCCUCAGGUCAUUCUAACUGCCUCAACGUUCAACGAUUCCUUGUUCGAGACCAUUGCAAAGGUGGUUUCCACUGAGGCAAGAGCGAUGUACAACGCUGGAUUAGCAGGGCUGACAUUCUUUUCCCCGAAUAUCAACAUAUUUCGGGACCCCAGAUGGGGUCGAGGCCAAGAAACUCCCGGAGAAGACCCCCUGCUUUCCAGCAACUACGGCGCAGCUUAUGUAAGAGGUCUGCAACGGACAGACGACGGUGACGAAGAAAGACUUAAGGUUGCUGGUUGCUGCAAGCAUUACAUUGCUUAUGAUUUGGAUAACUGGAAAGGGAUCCAGAGAUACAGUUUCAAUGCUGUGGUAACACAGCAAGAUUUGGAGGACACGUACAUGCCGCCAUUCAAGAGCUGUGUUCUUUAUGGAGAUCCUGCCAGCGUGAUGUGUUCGUAUAAUCAAGUGAAUGGUAAGCCAACGUGUGGCAAUCCUGAGCUGUUGGUUGGUGUGGUUCGAGGCCAAUGGAAAUUGAACGGGUACAUAGUUUCGGAUUUCGAUUCGCUGAAUGAGAUGUUCAAUUCCCAACAUUAUACCAAAACUCCUGAGGAGACUGCUGCUUUGGCUAUGAAUUCAGGCGUGGAUCUGAACUGUGGAUCUUUUCUGAGAAAUCAUGCUCAAGCUGCAGUAGAUCGUGGACUUCUGAGCGUGACGGCUAUCGACAGAGCUGUGUCAAACAAUUUUGCCACAUUGAUGAGAUUGGGGUUCUUUGAUGGGGACCCAAGCAAACAACUUUACGGAAAUCUUGGCCCCGAAGAUGUGUGCACCCCAGGAAAUCAAGAACUUGCACUUGAAGUUGCAAGACAAGGGAUUGUUUUGCUCAAGAACACUGAUAGCUCACUGCCCUUAUCCCCUCAGGCCAUCAAGUCCUUGGCUGUGAUCGGCCCCAACGCUAAUGCAACCCACACCAUGCUUGGAGAUUAUGAAGGUGUACCUUGUAAGUACACGACUCCAUUGCAGAGCCUAACAGCCUCUGUCCCGACAGUAUAUCAGCCAGGAUGUGAAGACGUUUUGUGUGGCAGUGCUCAAGUAGAAGAUGCCAAGAAAAUUGCAUCCACAGCUGAUGCUGUAGUUAUAAUUGUGGGUUCAGAUCUAUCUAUCGAGACAGAGACCGUGGACAGGGUGAAUAUAACUCUUCCAGGACAGCAACAAACUUUGGUAACUGAGGUUGCAGAAGUGUCUAAAGGGCCUGUAAUUCUUGUCAUUAUGUCUGGAGGGAGCAUGGAUGUACAGUUCGCGAAAUACAAUCCAAAAAUUACUAGCAUUCUCUGGGUUGGCUUCCCUGGAGAAGCUGGUGGAGCAGCAAUUGCAGAUGUGAUCUUUGGACAAUACAAUCCAAGUGGAAGACUAACUAUGACUUGGUACCCACAAUCAUAUGUAGAAAAGGUUGAAAUGACAGACAUGAAUAUGAGGCCUGACCCUGCCAGAGGGUACCCUGGUCGAACAUAUCGUUUCUACAACGGACCUACGGUCUUCAAUUUUGGAGAUGGGCUCAGCUACUCUCAAUUCAAUCACCAGUUAGUUACAGCUCCAACGCUCGUCUCCAUCCCACUGGAAGAAGGGCAUGUUUGUCAAUCGUCAACAUGUAGGUCCAUCAACCCUGUUGAGCAGAGCUGCAAGAAUGCAUCCAUCGACGUUCAUCUGAGAGUCAAAAACGUAGGAAACUACAGCGGAAGUCACACUGUUCUCUUGUUCUCAAGUCCCCCACAGGUUCAUAAUGCACCUCGGAAACACUUGAUAGGAUACCAGAAGCUGCAUUUGACACCACAGGCAGAAGGGCUGGUUAGAUUCAAUAUCGAUGUUUGCAAGCAUUUGAGCAUUGUGGAUGAAAACGGCAACCAGAAGGUGGCGUUGGGAGAGUAUAUUCUUCAUAUAGGAAGCCUCAUGCAUUCUUUGCAUGUGGUGAUUUGAAGGAAAGAGAGGAAAGGAAGGGAAGGGAAAAAUACACAAGAUUGGAUUGAAGAA